Messenger RNA from Vespula pensylvanica (western yellowjacket), 1966 nucleotides. RefSeq lists its product as uncharacterized. Lineage: Eukaryota; Metazoa; Arthropoda; Insecta; Hymenoptera; Vespidae. The record is from RefSeq and is a predicted model, not a curated record. Bases 81 to 1436 code for a protein of 451 amino acids. The transcript has 6 exons. Gene Ontology annotation, biological process: septate junction assembly.
GUAUAUUAAGUGGAUGAUUAGUCGUUUCUUCCUAAUUUUUUAUCGCUUUUAAUCGUUGCACGUAAUUCUUCAUCAUAAAAAUGUGGAAUCGCAAGGUUCUCGUCAGAAUAAUCGAAGUGCUGCUUUGCAUCGCAUGCGUGGUAGCUCUCAGAGUGACGGAUGACGAAAGCAGAAGAGUAUUUCAUUAUUUGAGGAAUCGCAGCAGAGAGUGGUCGCUUUUGAAUAACGUUACAUGGGGUACCAUAGGUGCCGCUCUUGCAACAGCGACUUGCGGUGGCUACGUCAUCAUAACUGCGGGUCUUCUUAUUGCCGCGGCAACUAAUGAACUUACGGGCCGAAAAACGGAGAUCUUCUUCCUUGGUCUCGGUGUGAUCCUUUUUGGAAUCGUCGGUGCUCUUGCUUUAGCAUCAAUCGAGAGUAUUCCAGAGGAUUUGAUCGACAAUGCUGCAGUUCUCGGUGCACUCGCUCUAAUCACCGCUCUUGUAUUCAUCGCAGAUCUGUUGAUAUCUCCUCCUCGUAAAAAGGAUAAGCAGGAAGUGCGAAUAGACAACGAUAAGACAGACUCAGCCAAGCAACCCACCAUGACCACGAUGACGACGGAAAAGGAAAUGAAGUCGUCGAAAGAAAAGAAAAGUACGAAAUCGGAGGAAGAAUCGAAGGAAAUCAACGGUAAUGUAAAUAAUGGAUUCGAGAAGAUAGACGAUCGAAGACGGAUGGAGAUCCAUGAAGAAGAUCCCGACAAACGACUCGAACAACUCUCAUACGACAAUUAUCAGUUGGAAAGAAAUCGUAAUUUCGAUAACGUUGGGAGAGAAUUACGAGAGCACAAACAGAAUUUUGAAAAUGGACGCGUUUUGAGAAACUCUCAACGGUAUAGGGAAGCGGAGACUCUUCAAGGAAACAGUGCUGCGAAUAGAUCGUUUGACGACGAUCGUAGAUCCGAGGAUUCGAGGAUCAUUUAUAAAACUCGGGAUAUUUAUCAACGACCCAUCGACGAAGUCGAUACACCACCGUUUCCUACUAAUUUUGGCCGAGGUAACGAGCCUACCUUCGGUAAGAUCGUAAAUCCUAGUGUGAAGAUAAUGAAGAUCCAACAUGACGUAAACGAACCUCUUGAUUCUUACAGAUAUUCCGACACUAGUCAAUAUGACAAUGUACCAGUAAGGAUGAGAGGAACAUCAUCGGGUAUCUUGAAAAAAGAUCGUGGAGUUUCUUUGGCUCUAAAAACUCCUAGCAAAUUAGAUGAGAGGAGCAAAAAUGAGAUCGAAAUGCUGGAAGAAUGUUUCAGUUCUCUCAGAUCGACAGGAACUCAAACUGGCGUUCGUACACCUUCCUCACCCACAGAUCCUGGAUAUGUUCGUCAUACUGCAAGCAAUUGGCCUCACGAUGUCAAGGCAAAAACACCUGGCUCUAGUCCAGAGCAUAACAGGAAUUAGUAAAACUUUUGAUUAAUUUUUAUCGUUAAAUUCAUUAACUAUUAUUAUACUCUGUAAAAAUUUUCGCACACGCAUACAUACACACACGUACACGCGUCCCAUUGAAUUUUCUGUUAUCCACAAAUGAACUUGAACCAACCAUAUUGGAAAAUUUGUACAAAACAUUUUUAUCAUUUAACCGUACCAUGUUUUACAAACCCCGGUGUUCAGAAAAAUAACAUUUUACGUUCAUUCACGAUUCACGUUGGGUAUAGGUACAAAUUUUAAUAUAAAGUUAAGAAUCUUUCUUCACAUCAUAUCUCUAUAUGCAUACAUACAAUUAUUAUUAAUAUUAUUAAUAUUAUUAUUAUAUAUAAUAAUUAAUAUUAUAAUUAUUAUUAAUAUUAUUUUUUUUAUUAUUUUUAUUAUAUCAUCUUGUGAUAAUAUGUAGUCUCUAUCUGUUAGUCUCUUGAAAACGUAAUCAUUAAGAUUAGUCUUACCGGCUUGUUGCGGAUUUACAUAUUUUAUCUCUCUCUCUCUCUCUCUCUCUC